UUCGGUCAUCGUUUCGAUCGUUCUACUCUAAAUCCACAACUAAAAAACCCGCAACCGAGCAGCUCUGCGAUAGAAGAAGAGUUUGAUCAAGCUUCCCCCCCGGCAACUACCUCAGACGAGUGUUGAACAUGGCCAAUUGGCGUGUGGCAAGUGGCUGGAUGGCGCCCAUGCGUCUGCUGGGUUUGGUGCGCGGCAAGUCCGACUACAGCAAGACGGCCAAGAACCUGAAGAUCAGCAAGGAAACGAAGCUGCUGGUGCAGGGCUUCACCGGCAAACAGGCCACCUUCCACUCACAGGAGGCGCUGAAGUACGGCACCAAUGUGGUGGGCGGUGUGUCGCCCAAGAAGGGCGGCACCAAGCACCUGGACAAGCCGGUCUUCAAGAGUGUCGCAGAGGCGACCAAGGAGCUCAAGCCGGAUGCCACCGUGAUCUUUAUACCGCCGAACAAUGCCGGCGCAGGCAUACGGGAGGCCAUCGAGAGCGAGAUCGGCCUGAUUGUGGCCAUCACGGAGGGCAUACCGCAGGUGGACAUGGUCCGCAUCAUGCAGAUGCUGCACUGCCAGGAGAAGUCCCGCCUCCUGGGCCCCAACUGCCCGGGCAUCAUCUCGCCGGAUCAGUGCAAAAUCGGCAUCAUGCCGGGCGACAUCCACAAGCGCGGCUGCGUCGGCAUCGUCUCCCGCUCGGGCACCCUCACCUACGAGGCCGUCCACCAGACCACCAGCACCGGCCUCGGCCAGACGCUGUGCAUCGGCUGCGGCGGCGAUCCCUUCAACGGCACCAACUUCAUCGACGGCCUGAAGCUCUUCCUGGCCGAUCCCGAGACCAAGGGCAUCAUACUCAUCGGCGAGAUUGGCGGCACGGCCGAGGAGGAUGCCGCCGAGUUCCUCAAGCAGCACAAUGCCGGCUGCAAGGCCAAGCCCGUGGUCAGCUUCAUUGCCGGACAGACGGCACCGCCCGGCCGUCGCAUGGGCCACGCCGGCGCCAUCAUUGCCGGCGGCAAGGGCACGGCCAAGGAGAAGGUGAAGGCCCUCGAGAAGGCCGGCGUCAUUGUCUCCCAGAAUCCCUGCCACAUGGGCUCCACACUCUACAAGGAGAUGCUCCGCCUCAAGCUCGUGCCCAAGCAGAAGUCCGCUGGCUCCAGCAACAAGAAGUAGCAGGUCCAAUUCCAGUUAAGAGCUUCCCAUGCAAGCAAUUACAAAUUAAGAAAUAAAAUGCAAUAGCCCAACC
Drosophila subobscura is the source of this 1227-nucleotide messenger RNA. It is a transcript of the gene Scsalpha2, whose product is annotated as succinate--CoA ligase [ADP/GDP-forming] subunit alpha, mitochondrial. The record is from RefSeq and is a predicted model, not a curated record. NCBI's taxonomy places the organism in Eukaryota, Metazoa, Arthropoda, Insecta, Diptera, Drosophilidae. Gene Ontology annotation, molecular function: succinate-CoA ligase (ADP-forming) activity; succinate-CoA ligase (GDP-forming) activity. Gene Ontology annotation, biological process: tricarboxylic acid cycle. Gene Ontology annotation, cellular component: succinate-CoA ligase complex (ADP-forming); mitochondrion. The transcript has a single exon. The coding region runs from base 129 to 1154 and encodes 341 amino acids.